CACCCACAGUCAGUGAGAAAACACAAGUGGCAGCGCGAGGUUCACACACAGAGAUCUAGCGGCAAAAGGGCGUCAAUUUCAUUUCAGAGUAUCAAUUAUCAGGAUUAUAAGCAAACUCACAAUGCAGCAAUCCUUGCUGCUGCUGGCGCUGGCCGCCUUCGUCUUUGGGGCGGCAGUUGCCAUGCCCCUCAGUGUAGAGGAGUCCGCCGAGAGGGGAUCCAGCCUGGAGAGUGAGAUGGAGAGUGAGGUGGUGAUGGAGAUGGAGAAGGUGCUGGCAGAGAGUGUGGAGAGCGAGGAGAUAAUGAAGACGGGCUGGGAUAGCAGCGAAAGCACUGUGCCCAAGACUGUCGUCAAGCGAUCACCGGAGGCGGCUGCCAAGGAUGCCAGCAGCUCCUCGGAGGAGCAUGGAAAGGACAAGGAGAAGGACAAGGCCAAAGACAAGGCAGAUAGCUCGGGUGAAUCUUCCGAGGAGUUGAAGAAGAAGAAGGAGCAGGAGCAGCCGGCACAGGAUCAGCACGAACAAACACAGGAGAGAAAAAGAAGAUCCACUGAGGCGGCUGCCAAGGACGCCAGCAGUUCCUCGGAGGAGCAUGGAAAGGACAAGGCCAAAGCCAAGGCGGACAGCUCCAGCGAAUCUUCCGAGGAGUCGAAAAAAAAGGAGCCACUGGCUGAGCCCGAGCCGGAGAAAAGCAGCAAAAGAAGGCGUCAGACCAUCAAGGAUCCGCACAGCGUUGAGAUUGUCGAUUAUGAGGGCGAUGGAGAUGAGGAUCCGCUCCAUCUGGGCAGUCAGGCUGAGAAGGAGGAUGGUGCUGCACCUGCCGUCAUUCCACCAGACAACACCAGCAUCGAGGACUACGCCCAAGGAUGCGAGGUGAUGGAGGUGAACUCCAAGGAGGCCAACGAGACAACCUACGUCGAAUGAGUCCACAAAUUUAGCAUAAAGUAGAUUUAAAUAAACUAGAAAAAGCCCCGAA
Drosophila obscura is the source of this 974-nucleotide messenger RNA. RefSeq names its product translation initiation factor IF-2. The transcript has a single exon. Bases 122 to 922 code for a protein of 266 amino acids. Lineage: Eukaryota; Metazoa; Arthropoda; Insecta; Diptera; Drosophilidae. The record is from RefSeq and is a predicted model, not a curated record.